UCCGGAUUAUUAGGUUAGCUCACCACAGAGACCACCCUUAGUGGCGUCGUCAAUGGCAACGGAAAGCUACGCCAAGUGCUCCUGCGACAACAUUUUUUAAAUGUAAAAGUAAAGUGAAUCAAGGAACUAAUCUGCUCGUAAACAUUGUCUGUUACCUACUCUACAUGUUGGACAAGAUUUGUAAAAUAAACAAAGAGAAACAACAGCAUGGAAGGAAGUUCUACAUUACGUGGCUCAAACAAAUCUCAUUCAAAAGCAAUUAGCAACAUCCUCAAUGAUGAUCUGUUAACAUCACCAUCUCAUAUGAGUGUGUUUAGAGAAGAUUACCCUGUCCAUGAAACAUACAGACCAUCUGAAAUUGCCAGACCUCCACCACUAGGGGACAUUAUGCACAAAGAUGAAAAAUAUUUCUGCAACCAUACUUCUGAAACAGUUGCAUCUUUUGAGUAUCGUCCAAUGGCUAAACCUGUGUUAAAAGAUAUUCAGAAUAAACUGCGUGUGACAAACUUCAGAAUGGAAAAGGACCCCACCAAGGUUAAUGUCUUUGAAACUACACAUGAUCAUUAUUACCAACCAAAACGCAGUGUACAGGUGAGAAGUGGAUGUUUCCUUGGACAUGAUCCUAAAAAGCAUCCUAUUUCAAAAGCACCAUCUGUCCACCAAAGUGGACCCUCAACAAUACAAGGUGACAAGCGACUAGGACACUACGAUACUACUCAUGCAGAUCAGUUUCAACAAAAAUGGACUUCAGUUCUUCCUUCCUUUUCAGCACCAACAGGCACUAACAUCCCCUCAGGAGAUAGAGAAAUGAUUGCCUUUGGGGAAACAACUAUGCGUUCUUCCUACACAGACAGUGGAAAUAAGUCUGUUGUUCCCUUUGAUCUGUCUGGUGUAAGCAAGCAACAGCGGAAGACAAACUUCAAACUGCAUGAUGGUCAUGGGAUCUGGGAUGACAACAAGAGUCUGAUGGCAGUUUCCUUCAUAUCAAAAUCUGAUAAAACUUUAGUUGAUCGGGUAAAGCCAAGUCAACACAGAAACCACAGUUCCAUUCCAGAGGGAGACACAGAUCCUGAGCGUAACAAAGACCACAUGGAUAGCACCACAUACCGAUACCAUAUGGGCAAUCCUGCACUUGGCCUUUAUAAUAAAAUUGUGUCUGGAGCAAAUCUGCGAACAAAAAGCAGUGUAUGGUUUGGUGAACCAUCACUAAACAGAAAGUUCUAUGAAACGACAACACAUCACACAUACAUUCCCAAGUCUAUACCUUACACUUAUAAGAGGCAGAACUUUUUGAAGAAGAGCAGCAUCCCUCUUGACCAUUUCAACAGUGAAGCAUAUGAAACAACAAUGGCACUUGACUACAAGAAAUACAAGUCAUCUAGAAUGAUUCUGAAUCCUGAUGCUCUUGACAGGAGAGUCACACGCCUUUCCAUUUUGAAAGAUAGCAUGGACUUAAAGACAACCAAUCAGGAGAUCUUCACACCUAAGACUUCUGAAAAGCUCAAGUAUGAUCGAGGUCGCAUGCAGCAAAGUUCAGUCCCAAUGGGAACUUUUUCUGCAACAGAGCCUGUAAAAACACUAGGCAGCCAGAACUCAGAAGUGUUCUGAAACUGAGAAGAAAAAUACUUUGCAAAUGAUUUCGUAUUUUUAAAUAAAUCUUGACAAAUCAGAAGAACAAAUUUAUAAAAAAAUAUUCAGUUUGCUUGUUUGUAGGAAAAAAAGAUGCUGUACAUAUGGAGAUUAGAUAUCUGUGUUUUACUUCUGAUGUUCUGAAACACAUUUGUAGGUAUUCUGGGCUCUUAACAACAACUUGUUUUUAACUCAAGAAAAAUUAUUUAAGGGAGAAAACCACUGCAUUCCAAAGCAGAUUGUCUAAAUUAAUAUUUCCUGGUGAAAGAAAAAAAAAAAAAAAAAAAAACAACAAAUAAGCUAGAUUAUUUUGUCAAGUUAUCACCCAAGAUAACCAUCAACAUAUCAGCAGUCUAUAGAUUGAUAAUUAAAAUGAUGAUUUGAUAUCAAUUGAAGAGAUAAUGGUAUUUUAUUUUUU
Molecule: messenger RNA, 2047 nt
Organism: Pomacea canaliculata
Lineage: Eukaryota; Metazoa; Mollusca; Gastropoda; Architaenioglossa; Ampullariidae
Exons: 10
Coding region: 208-1608 (466 amino acids)
Source: RefSeq, a predicted model, not a curated record